Gekko japonicus is the source of this 471-nucleotide messenger RNA. RefSeq names its product IQ motif containing J (gene IQCJ). The coding region runs from base 1 to 471 and encodes 156 amino acids. The record is from RefSeq and is a predicted model, not a curated record. Lineage: Eukaryota; Metazoa; Chordata; Lepidosauria; Squamata; Gekkonidae. Gene Ontology annotation, molecular function: protein binding. The transcript has 4 exons.
AUGGAAAUCCAUUCUCAUGUAGACCCACCACAGUAUGGGAACAAUUCUAAGCAAGGUUACCUGAAAGAAGAACUGAAAAGAUUACAGCAUACCUUGGAGCAAGUUAGCGAUGGAAAAUAUUUACUUGAAAACCACCAGCUUUCUAUGGAUGUGGAAAAUAAUAUUGAGAAAUAUCACAUUAAUUUACAGCCCCUGGAAUCAAAAGUGAAAGUCAUUCAGAGAGCCUGGCGUGAAUAUCUACAGCGUCAAGAUGUACAGAACCAGGACCAGCUGGAGAAGCGCAGCCCGUCACCCCCUUCCUUGUCGUCUGACAAAAUGAGCAGUUCUAUCAGUAUGAACACCUUGUCGGAUGGCAGCACUCCUGUAAGUCAGGUUUCCACUUUUGAAGUUACCUUUUGUGGCAAACAUCCAUGCCAGAAAUCUUGGUAUGUUUCAAGGUUUGGUCCUCAUGAUGCGUUAGCCACUGAGUAA